AAAGCAUUUGGCGGCAAGGAUGGAGGUACGAGCGGACCGACUAUUUCCGCGGUCUGCUUGGAAAUGAGAAAGAGAGGCCUUCGCAGUUUCUUCCUUUUAUCUCCAAUUCUCAUUCCGAUAACAGAUUUCUCCAUCAAAAUUUCUCCAUCAAACAUGGCUAGGGCACCCAUGACCGCUUCCGGAGCAUUCACCUCCUCCUCCCCUUCACUUACCACCACCACCGUCAUCUUACCCAACGGUUCCUCUUCCUCUCAACCCCCUGAAACCCUAGUGCUCCGUCUCAAUCGGAAGAAGAAGAAGGUCUCCUGGAAGGAAGGUACCGUCGACAACGAGUUCAUGCAGAAAAAGAGUUCCAAGAAGUGCUGUAUAUUUCACAAGCAGAAACCCUUCGACGAGGACGGCAGCGAUCAGGAGGAUGAUGAUAAUAAUCAUCGUCAUCAUCAUCAUCAUGGGAAUGGGAACCCUUGUUCUUCUGGGGGAAACGGCGGGGAUGGUUCCAGUAGUGUCAAUUGAUAGUCCGGAUUCAGAUGUAAAGCUGAUGUUUGGAAAGGUUACUGGAUUCGUGCGCGCAUUGAAGUUUAUGCUCAAUUGGAGGGUACGCGAUAAUAUUUUCCUUUACACAUGCAUCUGUAGACGGUUGGACAAGACUCUGCAACAGAGCAUUUGAAGCUCACCAUCACCCUUUUGCACGGAAAACAUGGUCCGCAUGCAUGGGAGCAGUCUGGGAGGCUGGAUCCUGUAGGGUAUAACUCCAUACCAAGUACUUCUUUAGUUUUUUCCUGCACAGGCACACAUGACGAAGAAACUGAUUAUGUUAGUAUUGUUUGUCUUGUUCAAGGAGCAUCUGUUCAGAUUUUUCCUAUUCUUCUACCCGACAGGCGAACUUUUGUUAUCUUCAUGCAUAAUGUUUAAAACUAGGUGGAGAAACGUGGGCUUAAAAACAAUACCUGCUGGUGCCUUGAAUGGUUGAUUGUUCUGUGAGUAUCUUCUGCAUUAAAGCUCACUGAAACAUUACACACUUAAAAGGCUUAGAUGUGUCUAAAUCAGAGUAAAAUGUUGAUGCAUGUGUUAUGGGAACAUGAAUGCAUAUUCCCAGCCACUAGAAAAGCAAGAUAAGUUGACAAUAUAAACCA
Messenger RNA from Cucumis sativus (cucumber), 1133 nucleotides. RefSeq names its product protein phosphatase 1 regulatory subunit INH3. Gene Ontology annotation, molecular function: protein phosphatase 1 binding; protein serine/threonine phosphatase inhibitor activity. The record is from RefSeq and is a predicted model, not a curated record. The transcript is spliced from 2 exons. Gene Ontology annotation, cellular component: nucleus. The coding region runs from base 64 to 513 and encodes 149 amino acids. Lineage: Eukaryota; Viridiplantae; Streptophyta; Magnoliopsida; Cucurbitales; Cucurbitaceae.